Adineta steineri is the source of this 1308-nucleotide messenger RNA. The record is from the annotation of a GenBank genome assembly. Lineage: Eukaryota; Metazoa; Rotifera; Eurotatoria; Adinetida; Adinetidae.
AUGUCUACGAUUAUUAAUUCAUCAGAAGAUAAUUUAAAUUCUAAUUCGACAAGAACAUCACAUAAUCUGAUGGUUAAUGAACAUCGAGGUAAGGCUUGUUAUCAUGUAACAGGUUCAUCAAUAUCCAAUCAAGGAGGUCAUACUUCUUUAAUAAAAGCUAUUCAAGAUCCAUUGAUUACAGCUGCGGGCGAUUCAUGUAAUAUAAAUCAUCAAUCAUUUGAAAGUGGUGAUUCAAUAAUAAAUAAUCCAAAUCAUUGUGAAAAUUGUUCGAAACUUCGACAACAAUUAACACUUCUUAUUUAUGAAGUACUUAAUCUUGAAAAUACAAUGGAAUCAAAAAUCUGUGAAUAUGUUCAACGACGCUUAAGUGAAAUAGCUAUUUCCGAACAAUUAACAUCAUUAAAAACAAACGAUAAUAUGAAAAAUAAUCAUGAAAAUAUCGAUUUAUCAUCAAAUAAUUCAACAUGUAAUUAUACAAUGGCUCAUAAUAAUAACCAUAUUAUACUUGAUAGUAAUAAUUCAAGUGAACGAAUGAAUAAAACUAUCGAUAAUCAACAAUCAAUAAAAUAUCGAGCAGAACGAACAUUAACAUUUGAAAAUAUUCUUAUUGGUGAUUCAGCAUUAAAAUAUCUUGAUCCAGCACGUUUUGAUAUCGAAAGAAAAACAUAUAUUAAAACUAUGCGUGGUAAACGAGUAGCACAAGCUCUUGAAUUUGUUCAAACAACUCGUUUUAUUGGUACGAAAAAAAUUAUGUUUCAUAUUGGUGCAAAUGAUCUUAAUCGUGAUAAAUUAAGUGAACAAGAAGUUAGUGAACAAAUCAAAGAAUUAAUCGUAACAACAAAAACUGUUAGUCCACAAUCUGAAGUUUAUAUUUCACUUAUUUUUCCACGACAAUCAAAUGAUGAUAGUCGAAUAAAAACAGAAAAAUUAAAUUCUUUAUUACAAGCUAUGGCAUCACCGGAAUUAAAAGUAUUUAUUAUAUCACAUGCGAAUAUAUCACAUGAUAUUCGUGGUUGUUUCGAAGAUUCAACACAUUUAUCGAAAGCAAAAGGUACAAUUUUAUUUGAAGAAAAUAUUAAAAAAAUUAUGGGCUUAAAAAAAUCAUCAAAUAAUAAUCCUAUUUGUCUUAAUACAAAUAAAUAUUCAUCAACACGUUUUCCACUUGGAUUAAAACUAUCAAAUACAAAUAAUUAUAAUAUGAAUAAUAAUGCUUUAAUCAAUUCAAAUAAUUUAAUUAAUAUGAAUAUGCUUAAUGCAAAUACAUUAUCAGCAUAUUUAUCAUUUUUAAUUAGUGGAUUUCGAUCUUAA